This is a messenger RNA of Zootoca vivipara (common lizard), 7885 nucleotides long. It is a transcript of the gene MLXIP, whose product is annotated as MLX interacting protein. Gene Ontology annotation, cellular component: nucleus. The record is from RefSeq and is a predicted model, not a curated record. Lineage: Eukaryota; Metazoa; Chordata; Lepidosauria; Squamata; Lacertidae. Gene Ontology annotation, biological process: regulation of transcription by RNA polymerase II. Gene Ontology annotation, molecular function: RNA polymerase II cis-regulatory region sequence-specific DNA binding; DNA-binding transcription factor activity, RNA polymerase II-specific; protein dimerization activity.
CCGGCCGAGGAGCUCCACUCGGCCGCGCCGGGCCUGACGGGGCAGACAGAGCCGGCGGGGGACGAGCAGGGCAGCGGCGGCGGCCCUAAGCCUUCAGCUGCUCUGCGAUGGCGGCCGGCGUGUUCCUCCGGGCGGGCCGCUUCCCGGGGCUGGAGGGGGCCUCUCCCGCCCCGGGGGCCGCGGCGCCCCUGUCUCGGCGGGCGGAGGCGGCCGGGCUCUCCUCGUCGGAGGACAGCGAGGACGAGGGCGGCGGCGGCGCUGUGGCGGCGGCGGCCCCUCGCGGGCGCUGCGGAGUCGUGGGGCCCCCCGGGGGCGGCCGGCGCCGUGCGGUGGGCAAGCGGUCGGGCGCCGCGGCGGCGCAGAUCAUCCACUCGGGCCACUUCAUGGUGUCGUCUCCGCACAGCGAGCACCCGCCCAAGAAGGGCUACGACUUCGACACCGUCAACGAGCAGACCUGCCAGACGUACCGCUUCGGCGCGGCCGCGGGGGCCGGAGGGGGAGGCGGCGCGGCGGACGGCGGCGGCGGGGGAGGCCGCCUCAGCAUCGACGCCUCGCUCACGAAGCUCUUCGAGUGCAUGAGCCUCGCCUACAGCGGCAAGUUGGUUUCACCCAAGUGGAAGAAUUUCAAAGGCCUGAAGCUUCAGUGUAGGGAUAAAAUCCGGCUCAACAACGCCAUCUGGAGGGCUUGGUACAUUCAGUAUCUGGAGAAGCGGAAGAACCCUGUGUGCCACUUUGUGACUCCCCUGGAUGGUUCUGUGGAGGUAGAUGAGCACCGGCGCCCUGAGGCUAUUGCAACAGAAGGGAAGUAUUGGAAGCGGCGGAUAGAAGUAGUAAUUCGAGAGUACCACAAGUGGAGAACCUACUUCAAAAAAAGGUUGCAGAAACAUAAAGAUGAAGACCUCUCCAGCUUGGUCCGGGAUGAUGACAUGUUCCUCUGGCACAAAGAGACAUACGGCAGGGAAACGCCAGUCCCUAUGGAACUGGACUGCCUCUUCAGCACAGACAUGCUUAUGUCAGAGCUGCCAGACACCCUCUUCUCCACACUGUCAUCUCACCAGCCAGUCUCUUGGCCAAAUCCCAGAGAGAUAGCACACUUAGGAAAUGCUGACAUGAUUCAGCCAGGACUCAGCCCUCUCCAACCAAACUGUAUGGAUACUUUUGAGUUCUUUCAAGAUCUUUUUUCUUCCAGUCGUCCUAGUUACUUCAAUGCUACCCCCAUCACUCCUACUGCCAGCUCUGCCCUGGAAGACACCUGCAGCCAUUCUUCCCAGACAUCCGACCUCUCUUCGGGUUCUUUGCCCAACACACUUCCCCCAGUGGACCUCAGCGAAGGGCUUGUCACCACCCCAGUUCCUGCCCGUAUCAUUCCCACUGUGACAGACGUUGGUGCUGACCAGUGCCUUGGCCUGAGGAGUGGGGCGGACUCCUUCCUGCAGCCCCCCAACUUCAAUUCUGAACCCCCUCUGAGCAGCCAGCCACAGUUCCUGUCUCCAUUCCCGGCUCUGGUGCCGCUCCUGCCGCCAGGCGUGCUGCCCCAGCCCCUGCCGCAGCAGACUGCGCUGCCUCUGAAUGCCAGCAUGGCCUCCCAGGGGUCCAUGUUUGCUGCUUCAGAGGUCCCAAAGUUUGGGCUCUGCAAAUCUUCAGUGAUCACUCACACAGCCUCAGCCACUCCGACGCACAAUGUCCCAGCCACCACCUUCAGCCAGAGCCAGGCUGGCCUCCUGGCAACCCAGCAGCCAGGGGGCGGUGUGCCUUGCAACCUGACCCUCCAGACUGCUGUGGCACAAAGGCAGCCUCUGCUGCAGCCACGCCCCACCUUCGCGCUCCCAGUGGCCAGUGGCGGGACGAGGUCCAAGAAGCUGCAAAAGAUAGUGCCUGCUCGGAAACCGGAAACCGUCUCCUUGGUCUUGAAAGAUGCCUUCAUUGCCCCAGCUGCCUUUCAGGGACAGUCCAGAGCUGUGAUUGUAACUCCAGCGCCAUUGAAAAGAGAAGGGGUUUGGGCCCCAAGGAUGUCUCAGCCCAAUGUUGUAAUUGCACCUUCUGGAAUGGCCAGAGCACCCAGAGCAACAGAAUUCCACAGCAGUAUUCUGCUCAGCAGCCCAGGCCAGCAGUCUCCAAGCCCCCAGCCGGUCCCAGCUGCUGUUCCACAUCUUUUUUCUUCUAGUGCAAUCCAGGAAGUGCUGGUGAAAGGCGAGCAGGCCCCUCCCCACAAGACCUGCUCACAGGUCCCCUCGCCUUCACCCAGCCGAGAAUGUCAGGCCUCGCCAUGCCCUUCGGACCUCAGUGCCAGCCCUCAGUCCCCACAGAACAGCUGCUCAGGGAAAACUGCAACUGAUCCUCAGAUGACUGCUUUUAAGAGUCGCAGGAUGAAGCAUAUUUCAGCAGAACAGAAGCGAAGGUUCAAUAUUAAGAUCGGCUUUAGCACCCUGAACAGCUUGGUGUCAGCAAACUCUAAAUCGAUCAGCCAUGCCCUCACACUCCAGAAGACGGUGGAAUAUAUCGCGAAGCUUCAACAGGAGAGAUCCCAGAUGCAAGAAGAAGCCAAGCGCCUUCGGGAAGAGAUUGAGGAUCUGAAUGCUGCCAUCAUUUCUUGCCAGCAGCAGCUCCCUGCUACGGGUGUUCCCAUCACACGGCACAGGUUUGAUCAGAUGCGGAGCAUGUUUGAGGAAUACGUCAGGAGCAGGACCCUGCAGAAUUGGAAGUUCUGGAUCUUCAGCAUCAUAAUUAACCCAUUGUUUGAAACAUUCAACGGAAUGGUCUCUACAACCAGCUUAGAAGAGUUGAACCAGACAGCAUUGGCAUGGGUAGACCAGCACUGCUCCCUGCCUGUCUUGAGGCCAAUGGUUCUGAACACUCUUCGCCACUUGAGCACAACCACCUCCAUUCUCUCUGACCCGUCUCGCUUGCCAGAACAAGCUACCGAGGCAAUGCGCAAGCUCAACAAAGCAGAAACCUAACCAAAGGCAACAGCCUGACCUCAAGCCGCGACAGAUGCCCAAGCCUUACCGAGGCCCAGAGAGACUUCCUUGUGGUCGAUCCAACUUCCAGCACAUGGGGGGCCUUGGCACUUGGCUGAGAAAGAUGUGUGGCGGUGGGGGGAGCCAAUUGUUAAAUACUGUGCUUGGGUUUAGUCAAACGGGAAAGCCAACUCAGGUAAAUAACGCAGAGUGAGAUAUCUGCACCCAGCAAUAGAAGCACUACUUCAAUGCAACAUACUGAAAAUAUAUGCAGUGCUGAUGUUUUUCUGCAACUUGACCUCAGGCAUCAUGGCUCGGAGAUGGGGAUGGAGGGGGCAGAGGCACGACGAAGAGCCAUGUGUUAAAAGGGAAAUGUGUUUCCAUCUUUGUGAAAUAUAACUUGCUUUUAUAUUUUGUUCCUGGAUUUUUGGUCUCCCUUCUACGUGGGAUUCUGGCUUCAGCCUUUACUGGCUAAGACUUACGCAUCCACGUGACCCAUAUUGGCAGGAAACGGAGCAUAAAGUUCCUUCCUGCUGCCAUAGUAAAAGGCAAACCACCUUUGAACCAGAGCUAAGCUAUGUUGGUUGGCUAUGGUGGGAACAGGAUGCUGGACUAGAUGAGCUCUUCUCCUGUUCUUAUGAAGGGGGCUUCCCCUGCAGAUUUUGAAAUGGCUUUGGGAAGGGGGGGAAGGGCAUAGUGUUCGCUUGUCACCUCCUCGACCCCGGCAGACGUUCAGGUGCAUCAGAAGCAGUCCUUUGGAUCCUGACUGGUGACUAGGGUGGGAAAUACAUUCAUAACCAAAGGAGAAAAUGUUUUAAAAAUUCACAACGGUACCCAGAAUGCAGGAUGUCUUUUGUUAAUGUGAAAUCCCCUCUAGCUUUGUAGCCUUUGGGGAGCCAAGAUAUGCUGACACGCCCACCCCCUUUACACGGGAGAGUGUUUCUUUAAGCUCUGCUCAUUCUGUUCUGAAACAGAGACCUUUUUACUCCUGUGCAACUAGUUUAAGCUCUAGGCUGUGUGUUAGCCUUGCAAAGGGGUUCACAAAAGUUACUAGCCCAUCAGCAAAAGGUUCAGUAGCCUGCCUGCCCACACAUCUUAUUAGCAUAUAUUGGCAUGCUGAUGGCUUCCAAAACAAAACUUACCUGCCUGGUCACCUUCAGUGGCUACUUGGUUGCCCCAAGCCACAGGCCUGUGCCUGAAAGCCCAACACAAAUGACUUAGUGCCACCAGAGAGAUGUGAACUGUCUUUUUAACUUUAGGAAAUAUAUCCCUAGAAACAUGCUAUGUUCUAGCCCAGGCAUGUCCAACAGGUAGAUUGUGAUCUACCAGUAGAUCACUGGAUGUCUGUGGUAGAUCACUGCUAGAUCACUGGCACCCCUAAAAAAAGCUCACCCAAAAUUUUCCUCCUCCCUAAAAAAAGCUGAACUAUGACCAGCUCAACAAGUUUGACCUAAACCCCCCAAAACAGGGCUUCCCUUAAAAAAACUCAACAGCUUUGACCUGAACCCUCCCCCAAAGGGGGUAGAUCACUCCCAGUUUUUAACUCUGUGAGUAGAUCAGAGUCUCUUGGGAGGUGGCCACCCCUGUUCUAGCCAUUUAAAAGCCACUUCUGUUACUAUCACCCUGCUCAGCUAUAAUAUUCCUUAACCAGGAGGUCACUUCAGGCUCUGAUUAACAUUAACCAAGGUUUAAGGCCAGCAGAGGGAAUUUAUGCAUGAGAGGCAGGCUGUUUUUGGGGGGUGGGGGGUGGGGAGAGAUGUGUCCCACAGCCUGCUUCUACCUCUACUAAAAUGAUGACAUAUGGCCAUAUGCAGACAGCAUCUAAAAAGAAUGUAUGCUUGGGGUGUGGGGUAUAAAAGAAAUGCCUCUUAAGAUUCUGCUUGUCAUCUACAGUCUUUAUAAUUUAUAACAAGAUACAUUUCAGCAUUCAGUCUGCUGCAAUUUUUUCGCUUGUCAAAAAGCAUGUUUUUUUAAAAAUCGAUUAAUAUAACCCAUUAAUUGAUUAAACAUUGCAGCCCUACUCAUAAGUAUUUGUGAAUUUUAUAGCUGCUGAAUGUACAAUGCAGAUUUGGCACAGAUACCAUUCUGCUUCCUGUUUCCAGGCCCUUUUCAGCUUGAUGCAUUUAAUUUAGAAUAGUGGUGUCUUGUCUGUGUGGACAUCUGUUCUAGAAGAACUCCAUGCAGCUAUGCAGGAGGCUGGCCUGAUACUGUGAAUCAUUCUUCUUCCCCAACUCUUCUUAACCCAGUUGUAUCUGCACUUUGCAUUUUGCUCCACCCUACUUUUAAAUAAUAAUAAUAAUAAUAAUAAUAAUAAUAAUAAUAAUAAUAUCUGAAGUGCUUUUUAAAAGUCUGUAUUUUUAAAACCUAAAAGUUCACCAGAGCUCUGCUUAAUCUAGGACCGCUGCUUCCUCCUCUUUGGAACUGGUCCUCCAUUCAUAGCUGUCUCUCAGUAAGCUACAUUUGCAGGAGGUGGGACCAGAUUAGAAUCAUAGAAUUGGAAGAAACCACAAGGGUCAUCUAGUUCAACCCUCUGCAAUGCAGGAAUCUUUUUUCCAGUGUUGGGCUUGAACCCGAGUCUCAUGCUCUACUGAUUGAGCUUUCCCAACUCCUGGUCUCUUCUCUCAGCCCUUCAGCUCCUACUUGGGUACCAUACAUGCUUUAUAGUGUGGUCUUCCUCUGGAGCUUUCUCCAGUUCCCCUCAGCAUGCUUUUUAGUGGACCUUGUCCCUGAAGCCACCGCCAUGCACAAAGCAAUGCAAUCUCUUCUUCUGUUGAGGAGUAUUUUAAAACCAACCUGCUCUAUGGGUUUUCUCAGCAUCAGAAUGGCUGCAGGCUACCUAAAAAUGUAGCAACAGUUUUGUCCUGUGACCUGCCAAGAAUUCUAACUAAUGUUGGAGUAGAGCAUCAGUUGCCAACAUCUGCAGAGCAGCUGACAAGGUGAUUUCUUUUGGGCAGGGUGGUUUCUGCUGGCUCUGGUGGCAUUGGAGGGAGGGAGCUACAGAGCUAGCAAGCACCUUUCUCUCUCCCUUCCCCAAAUUGUUAGGAAAGCUCCUGAACCAUCUCAUAUCAUUUCAUACAGGCCUGACAGUUAAUAAAAGAGGUAGGAGCUUCCUCGCAUGGGCCAGAUUUAGGCUCUGGGCCACUAGUUGACCUGUUGUUGUGUGAAAAGAACUAUGACCUCCCUUUCACCCAGUUCUGUUAUUUCAAUGUUUUUCUCAGACAUUGGCAGCCAUAGCAGUAUUUGAAGAGGAUUCUUGCCAAAAAAACAAGACACUAAACCUCAAGCUGUAGUGGGGGGCGGGCAGUUGCUCUGAACCAUCUCUGUUUGUGGCCCUGAGUUCCUCUACUCUCCCAUUUCUUCAAAUUUCACUCCUGUCCAACACCUGAACAGCAUCUGAACAGCAGCAGGUACCGUGUUCCUCUGUUUCAGGAGCUUCCCGUUGUCAUUCCCCUGCUCUCAGGUUGUGGCACUCUGCAAACAAGAGAGGUUUUUAAACUCUCCAUUUGCUGAAAUGUUUUCAGUUUACCUUCUGCUCUUGAUUUUGUGCAAGUGCAUUUAGCUUGGGAACGGAACAUCCAUCUUUCCCAGGAGCACUGAGCAUCUUUACUCUGCAAACCAUAAAGAGGUCAGCCUCUUUACUUUUCAGAAGCUGCUCUCAGGUACUUGCCUUCAGUGCAAAGAUGGAGUUGGGUUCGCGAGAGUUCUUUUUGUGGAAAAGAGCUCUGCAAUAGGCACAUGCACACAGUUUUGCUCAGCCUGGGCCUCCCUGGGUGUACAAGGUUUGGCCGUUUCUCUUAGCAUACAGUGGCAUGAAUACAGUGGCUUGGUUGACCCAGAUGUGAACACGGCAAGGAUCCUUUUCCUUUUAAGACCAUCUUCCUCAACAUUGUGCCCUCCAGAUGUUUGAAUUACAGCUCCCGUUGCCACUGAACGUUGGUCAUGGUGGCUGGAGGGGAUGGGAGUAGUUGGUCCAAAAUGCAUAAAUGCCACCAGGCUGGGUGAAGGCUGGUUCAAUAGUUUCAUCCCAACUGUCUUCAUACCUCAUGAGCUGAACCAGAGAAAAAAUAUUCCUUUUGGACCAGGGAUGGGAACUCCCAUGAGCCCCUGACAUCCUGGCCACAGAUGGUGGGAGCUGAUGUCCAGUGACGCCAUUUGGCAGGGCAAAAGUGUCUUGGACUGGCUGUUAAGAGUUGAAGAACCCUUUCCCCUUGGCAUUUAAUCUCCUAAGGCAGGCAUCCCCAAACUUCGGCCCUCCAGAUAUUUUGGACUACAAUUCCCAUCUUCCCCGACCACUGGUCCUUUUAGCUAGGGAUCAUGGGAGUUGUAGGCCAAAACAUCUGGAGGGCCGCAGUUUGGGGAUGCCUGUCCUAAGGGUAUCACUCCUGAGAUGCUUAACACUGCCUACCUUUGCUCAGGUGAACCUUUUUCUUAUGAACUCCACCAUCAUUUUCCUCAGCCAGACAGGUGGUGAUGAGUAAGUGAGCAAUCAAGAUUCUGUAUGGCUUUGAAAAGGUACCAGUGAUGCAGAGAGGUAGUUUCCAUAUGACUGUUCUUUGGAAGGUUGUGGAUAUUUUGGGACUUGCUUUAAUCUGAAUGAUGCUCAUAAAGUUGCAUUUUGCUUAAUAAAUGGGGUUGGAAGCAGUACAGAUAAUUUGUAUAUUUCCUCAAUUAUUGUUCUGGGCAAAAUUGCUUGUUUUGCAACUGCAAACGAUAAAAGCUUUUUAUAAUUAAUUGGUUGUAUUUCUUUUCCUUUUUAACAAGCUGUGGGAAGAUCUCAGACCUGCCCCUCCUUUCAGCCUUGUGGAAGAUAAGAUUUUUUUUGUUGCAUGAAAAUGGUGCUCCAUGGCAACCUCUUGGUUUGGUCUCUUUCAACAAUGCAAUUGCACUUUUCUACAACCAAAAUAAAUACUCUCUCUUUUUUAGGAUUC